UUUAAUCAGUUUUUUGGGUUGCUCCAAUAUCCAUACGUACAAUAUAUUAUAACUCUGUGCAAGAUCCUGCUUAAAAGUUACCUUUUUUUUGCCAUGUUGAAAGCUAUCCCAAUAUGUUAUAGACUUAUACUUUUGAGCACAUAUUUGAUGACGCCGACUAAAAGUGAAAAGAUUCAGACAAAGCCACCACUUACUGUGAUAGGACUGGAAGGAGAAAAGGUAGAAAUACCAUGUAAUAUAACAGCUAUUCCCGAAGAAGACAUUCCUACUCUGGUCUUCUGGUACAAGGAUAACAUCACCACACCGAUCUACACUCUCGACGCCAGGAGAGGAUCUCUUAGUCGAGCUCUACACGCGUCUAUUUACAAAGUUACACGCGUUUACUUUGCCACUGACACAGAACCAGCCGUCUUGAGGUUUAGAUCACUAAACAGUAGUGACCAAGGAUCAUAUCGUUGUCGAGCGGAUUUUAAUCGAGCCAGGACUCGUUACACCGACAGUGUUCUGAAGGUUAUUGUGACGCCCCAAAAGCCCGUGAUUAGAGAUCAAAAUGGAAAAGUACUGAGAAGUCUUAUUGGACCGUACAAUGAAGGAGAAUCUUUACAGCUGUUUUGUGAUGUUCUUGGAGGAGAUCCUUCACCAGAGGUGACCUGGUGGAGAGAAUCCGUUCUUUUGGACAACACCUACAACAUGACUGAGACAGGAACAGUUUCGAAUGAGCUUCUUAUUCUAACCUUAGAGCGACAUGACCUGAUGGCGGCUUUCAGCUGUUGCGCUUCCAAUUACAACCAAAGUUUACCUAUAUCUUCAACCGUUACAGUAGACAUGAAUUUUAGACCGCUGGUACUCACGAUUACCAAAGAACCCGAGACUCUGUCAGCUGGAAAGACGACCAAGUUGGAAUGUCAAGCAGUUGGUUCACGACCGUCUGCUAUUGUGACUUGGUGGCAAGAGGAAACAGAAUUAAAGACAACCAAGAUGACGGUUUCAGUAGAUGGAAAUGUCACCACAAGUGUAUUGACGUUCAAACCAUCUGUUCUGGAUAACGAGAAAAUCCUAACCUGUAAAGCUCAGAAUCCUCUAAUAAAGGAUAGCAUAUUAAAGGAACGGAGGAUUCUAAAUGUUCAUUACGCUCCACGCAUUAGUAUUAACAGUUCAGGUGACGUGAAGAACCCUAUAGUAAAAAAGGGACACGACAUAUUCUUCGACUGUAAAAUUCAAGCUAAUCCGUGGGUGACUGCUUUCCACUGGCUUUUCGAAGACAAGGAACUCCAUACCGAUAAGUCUACUGGCAUAAUUAUAAGUAAUUACACAUUGGUUCUCCAAAAGGUCGACCGUUCGAAGAGAGGUCGCUACAUUUGUAGAGCUAUGAACAUCGAGGGUUAUGGAGAAAGUGAUCCUAUUGAUCUUCGUGUACAAUUUGAACCAGUUUGUAUACCGAGCCAGAGGGCUGUGUAUGGGACAGCAGUGCAUGAAACGGUGCGAGUAUUGUGCGAAGUCGAUGCGGAUCCAGUGCAAGUAACGUUUCGAUGGAUGUUUAACAAUUCCCAUGGAAGCCGAGAAGUGUUAACGUUUAAGGACGACUUAACAAAGAGCGUAGCAAGUUUCAUCCCGCAGAAUCAGGAUGACUACGGUACGCUGGCUUGCUGGGGAAAUAAUAAAGUCGGGAUCCAGAGAAAACCGUGCUUCUUUAAUAUUACUGCUGCAGGGCCUCCGGAAACGCCAGUUAACUGUACAGUUAGCAACGUUACAACAGAUUUUAUAAGUAUUGGCUGCCUGGAAGGCUAUAACGGUGGCUUGAGUCAACAUUUUGUGCUUGAAUUGUACGAAAAAAACGCAGAGAAAAUACACACAAACCUUACUGACAAGAAACCAGAAUUCUCAAUUGUAAGACUUCCGCAAAAUACAAAUUUUCGUAUUAUAUUGUAUGCAGUGAAUGCUAAGGGAAGAAGUGGACCAUGGAUAAAAAAUGUCGACACACUCAGAACACCAGAAAAAUCUGAAGAACCUAAAGAUGGAUGGUUUGUGGAGUUCAGACCAAUACUAGUGACUAUAGUGGCAGGAGUAGCUGGACUGGUGUUUGUGAUCCUAGUCAUUAUUGUUCUCGUCAAAGUCCGUUCUAGAAAACAAAGGAAGAGGAGUACAGCCAAACCUUUCGUUGGAGACGAACUGAGAGAGGAAAGCGGAACUUUAAAAACUAGAGUCGAAGACUAUAGGCCACUUUCAACUAUAGAAGAUGAGAGAGGACCGGAUAUUAUACCAGCCAAUGGAAAUCUGGUGGAACUACGUAGUGUUAUCGAGAGUGAAACAUUUUCAAUGGGUGACACCGUCAGAUGGACGAGUCCCUUAGCUGAACUUAGCCCACAAAUUCAACCACUUGGUGAAGGUGGUCAAGGCUUAGAUAUGGAGCCCCCACGAUGUUCCCAGUCACGGGAAACAUUCAGUCCGCAAUCCCAAUGUUCUGCACUACAAGAAAUUCCUCAAGAAAUUGGGUUAAGGGUGAGGAUGCUACCUUCGUCACCAGUUCUUAGAAGGACUAUUCCUGGUCGAUCUGAGGAACUACCAGUAGCAGAAGGGAGAACCACUAAUGUAUGAUUUAUUGAAAUUGGUGAAAAAUGCGAUCUUUAGUUUGCUUUCUAUUGACUUCAAAACCAUUUUCGACGAGGAAGAAUCAAGACACAGAAGUGUGCUUUUGUAACCAACAGCUUGCUGAGCUAAAUGAAGUUACCGAGUAGAGAAUGUUCAAACCAUUAUGGGACCAAACAACCGAAGCAUUAGAAAAUUCUAAUCAUCUAUGCUUUGUCUGUAACAUGAUAAAAGAAAAAGAAAUCGCACCAAAGUGACACAUUCAUUUAUUGUAGGUAGAAAAACACAAUCCACUACGUAUGAAUACGUUCGUGUUUGAUACGGUUUGUAGACGGAUAAUUCUUUUUGUUACAGCUUUAUCACCAGUGGCACUUUACCACUUCAGAAACUACGCGACUAUGUUAUAAUAUAUUCACCGCUUCUUCGUCGGAUCGAUCUUGUGGUAUUACUUAUCGUUAGAUGUACAGUAAUUUCAUAAGAAGCAAGCAGAAGAAUAAGUUACUGCAGUUAAUGAAUCAUUCAACCUGCUAAGACAGCCACUAGACCAACUUCAACCAGUGCCCUUCCAGUACCAGAGAAGCCUCUCUAAAAGUGUUAACUUUUCGAUUUGUUAGUUUGUAAGUCACUUCAAGCUAGAUGCGUAUUACAUAUUAGGUUCUUGUACAUGCCUGCGAUCUGAGAUGAUCAAAAAUGAAAAUAACAAAAUGUUUGAAACUACUGUGGAAAUUUCCACAUUAGGUUCAAUUUAAACCAAUCAUUUCUUCCAUACAAUAUGUAUGUUUAGGUUUUUAAUAGUAACUCUAAACGUUCCAUAAUGAAAAAAUAAACAAACGUUUUCCCCUGCAAAGCUGUAUUAUAUUAGUGUAUCAUUACUGUUGUUUCUGUUCAAGUCCAAGACAAAUAUAUUUUCACUGUAACUUGUAGAUUCCAUAUCAAUUAUACUACAAUUAUAAAAGCAUCUCUAGGAUACAAUGUUAGUGAAUGUAAAUAAUAUAGUGGAAUAAGAGCGGGUUUUUCACUAUAAACACACACAGAGAGGUAAAAAACAUAGUGUAUUGAAAAGAAUGAUAAUGUUUUAAUACUCUUUUCACCAAAGAUUCGGUAUGUGUAUCCAGAAAAAUUAGUACGCAGUAGUAUUUGAACUAGUAUUUAGUUUACCAUGUACGAAAUACUUAUAGUUACAAAACAUAAAUAACUCUUAGAUGAAACUGUAUUUACACGUGGCAUGUAUUGGUCAGGAGCAAUGUUUCAACCAGUAUUUAGUCUCGUUUUGUCUCAUUAUAGUUGCUCUCAGCGUCAUGUGUUAAGUAAACUAAUAGCAAUUAAAACUUUGUACUGAACUGUUAUGUUCAGCAUGCACAAUUCAAUUAGUAUUAAACGUUCAGAACAUAGGUAAUCGCACAGAGUGACGUCCACAAAUUGUAAUGAGUGGUUUAUUCCAAGUGAUCACUACUCUCCAGUCGAUUAAGGAACUAAUAACAGUCUCACUACACUACUUUAGCGGCUUUGCCAUGAACGCAGUCAGGUAACUGAUUUUUUUUCUAAUUUGGUUUGAUAACGCACAUACAUUUCCAAGUUUUUGUUUUUACGCCAAAUCCUAUAAACGUCUACAGUGUGCCCUAAGAGUAGCAUCCAAGUAAAUAUUAGUGGAUAAUAUAAAAAAAAAAUUCUAAAUAUCGUAUUAUACUAGUACUUCAGUUUACAGUAUAAUGAAUAUUUUUUUUUAAAUAAAUAAAUCUGUAUUGUUAAGCUAGACUACAUGUUUGUAUGGUUUUGUCGACAAUCAAGCUUGGUAAAUGUAUGUCUGAUAUAAAAUCAGAUAAGAAAUUUCGAAAUACCAGAAAAUAAGGUUGAAAUUUGUCAAUCACAAUUCACUGAUAUCUUUAUAACAUUCUGUGGAUUAAAUGCGAUCACUUAAACUUUGGGUACCUAAUAUUAAUCGGUGUGAUGUUGUCUCAAAGCCGAUUACAGACAUAAAGACGCAUUUAAAAUUCUUGCUGCAACAUCAAAUAACUAUUAUAUACAUACAUUGAAAUAUAUCUGCGUGAUUUGUUGUUUGUUACUGAGCGAAAAGUUAUACAUUAAAUAUAUCUGCGUGAUUUGUUGUUUGUUACUGAGCGAAAAGUUACACAUUAAAUAUAUCUACGUGAUUUGUUGUUUGUUACUGAGCGAAAAGUUACACAUUAAAUAUAUCUACGUGAUUUGUUGUUUGUUACUGAGCGAAAAGUUACACAAUGUACUAUCUGUGCUUUGGUCACUGUCGGUAUUGAACCUCAAUUUUUUUUGCAUGAUUCUUUCGGAAUUUUUGGAAAAAGACAUUUGCUGUACAUUGUGCAUUAAAAAAUUUAGCAAAUUACUAUAUAAACAUAAAAUAACUGUGUUGUAAUUUCAAUACAUAAUCCUGGGAAGUAUAUUCUGUGCUUCUGAAAUAUGUGGAUACUGUACAUCAAACUUGUUAUUAAAACACUAAUAUUGUAAACAUUGGUUUACUUAUCAAAUCUAAUUUAUGUGCACAACUUUGCUGUGUAAAUCUUUUGUAGUAUUAGA
Molecule: messenger RNA, 5133 nt
Organism: Limulus polyphemus (Atlantic horseshoe crab)
Lineage: Eukaryota; Metazoa; Arthropoda; Merostomata; Xiphosura; Limulidae
Product: protein turtle-like
Exons: 14
Coding region: 94-2595 (833 amino acids)
Molecular function (GO): protein binding
Source: RefSeq, a predicted model, not a curated record